Guillardia theta CCMP2712 is the source of this 1191-nucleotide messenger RNA. RefSeq lists its product as hypothetical. The record is from RefSeq and is a predicted model, not a curated record. The transcript is spliced from 16 exons. Bases 1 to 1191 code for a protein of 396 amino acids. Lineage: Eukaryota; Cryptophyceae; Pyrenomonadales; Geminigeraceae.
AUGCCCUCAGCCUUUGUGUACGUCACGAAUGCAGAGACUGGGCAAGACGUUACGACCAUGGCGGCUUUUAAGAAAGGAAAUGUCACAACAGUGGCAGGGACAGGAAUAGACUCAGACCCCGACACCAUCAUCAACGCAAACCUGCUACAGGUUUCCAUCUUAAAGCCGGUCCUGCUGGAGACCAUUCCAGGGCCACAACGGAUCUUCUACAUGCUGACAGACGCCGGCAACUCGAUCCUCAUGCUCAACUUCGACAACGGAACGAUCAGUACAGUAGCCGGAAAUCACAAUGAUGCUGGCUACGUGGAUGGAGAUGGGCUCAGCGCAAGGUUCAAUCAGCCGCGGGACUUCGUCAUGAGCACAGACGGCACGAAGAUCCUGAUUGCUGACACGAACAACUACUGCUUGCGAUUCUUCGACAUCAGCACCAGGAAAGUGACGACACUGACUGGAAAGCGCUUUACAGGGACAACUGAGAACGACCUGGUGGAGGCAGAGGGAAGCUUUGACACGGCUGUCCUCGCUAAACCCAAGGCCGUUGCAGCUUCGUCACAGGGAAGGUACUUCUUCGUGUCGACAGAGAAGCAGGGGAAAUCAAGCAGAAUCCUCAUGGUCGACACGAAGUUGAACACAGUCUCGUCGCUGUCAGGCCCUCGCGAUAUCAAUGCACGAUGGCGAGACGGCGAUGCGGCGACUGUCAGAUUUGAGACGAUUCUAAGCAUGAUCGUGGACUCGUCGGACACGAGGCUCUACGUCACAAGCCUGGGGACGAUCCGAAUAGUCUGUCUCGUCGUUGACUCCCUGUGCCCUUCCGUCGGGUAUGUGAAGACUGUCCUCGGAGUCUCUGGGGACUCAAAGCAGAUAGAUGGAUCGUAUCCCUUCGCAAGACUCGGUGCAGACGCCUACAUUCGAAGGGUCCCGUCACAGUACUCGAACAACAUGAAGGAGUGGCAAGAGGAGGUGCAUGAGCAGCAGCAGCAGCAGCAGCAGCAGCAGCAGCAGCAGCAGCAGCAGCAGCAGCAGCAGCAGCAGCAGCAGCAGCAGCAGCAGCAGCAGCAGCAGCAGCAGCAGCAGCAGCAGCAGCAGCAGCAGCAGCAGCAGCAGCAGCAGCAGCAGCAGCAGCAGCAGCAGCAGCAGCAGCAGCAGCAGCAGCAGCAGCAGCAGCAGCAGCAGCAGCAGCAGCAGCAGUAG